AUGAAAUAUUCAACGGGUACUGGCUCUAUUCCGCAGAGUGUCGCUGCCUGUGAUUUCAAUAGUGACCUUCGACAAGACUUGGCAGCGGCAAAUUUCGGAACUAACAAUAUCGUAAUAUUUUUCGGAACGGGCACUGGAACUUUUAUAUUUCAAACAAUCAUUUCUACUGAAUCUUCACGCCCACUUAAUAUCAUUGCUGAUGAUUUUAAUAAUGACGGUCAAUGUGAUAUUGCCACCGUCAAUUAUGGAACUAACAGUAUUGGUAUUUUUCUUGGUUACAGAAAUGGAAAUUUCUCAAGUCAGGUCACUUUUUCUACUGGCUAUGAUUCAUUCCCAAUAUCACUUGCCAAAGGUCAUUUCAACCAUGAUAAUGCAGUCGAUAUUGUCGUGGCUAAUUAUGCCACUAACAACAUUGGAUUGUUUCUUGGUUAUGGUAACGGAUCGUUUCGAAUUCAAAUAAUACUUACAACUAAUGCAAAUUCUCAUCCAUACUUCAUUGCUGUAGCAGAUUUUAAUAACGAUUCCAGACUCGACAUUAUCGUUGCCAACAAAGGUAGUGAUAGUGUCAGUAUACUUUCAGGACAUGGAAAUGGAAGUUUCUCAGUGCCAACUAGUUAUUAUAUCGGCAACAAUGCUUCACCACAAUCUGUCGCUAUUGGAGAUUAUAACAAAGAUAACCAACUAGAUGUCAUCGUAGCCAAUUAUGGAACUUCUGAGUUAGUUCUGUUACUUGCUAAUGGCGAUGGGACUUUUCGAAAUCCAACAAUCUUUUUCACACAAUAUGCAUUUUAUCCUUAUUCAGUCGCCGGUGCUGACUUCAACAAGGAUAGUAGAACAGAUAUCGCCGUGGUCAAUCAUGAAACCAGCAUGCUAUUCACUAUUCUUUCAUCUGACUAUCACAGCUUGUCAAAUGCAACCAAAUAUUCAAUUGAAAAUGGUUCUCAACCAAUGUCGAUAGUCAUUGCUGAUUUCAACAAUGACAAAACUUUAGAUAUAGCCGUUGCCAACCAAGGAGAUUCCACUGUUAAUAUUCUACUUGGGUAUAGUGAUGGUACUUUUUCAAGUAAAACAGCAUAUUCCACUGGCGUUGGCUCUCAGCCGUCAUCAAUUACAGUAGGCGAUAUCAAUAACGAUAAACUAAUGGACAUAAUUGUUACAAACUAUUUGGAUGACAAUGUUGGUGUUUUUCUUGGAUAUGGCAACGGUACCUUUUCAAAUCAAACAAUAUAUUCAACUGGUAGUUUUUCUAGGCCAAUGUCAAUUGCUACUGGUGAUUUUAACGGUGAUAACCGAUUAGAUUUGUCCGUUGCCAACUCGAAGACUAAUAAUAUCAUUGUUCUUCUUGGAUGUGGCAACGGCACGUUUUCAAAUCAAAUGUUCUAUUCAACUGGCGAUAACUCGAAGCCAUUAUCAAUCGCCAGUGGCGAUUUUAAUGGCGAUAAUCUAUUGGAUUUGACCGUCGCCAAUUCAAGGGCUGGCAAUAUCGGUGUUCUUUUUGGAUAUAGCAACGGAACUUUUUCCAAACAAAUAAUUUACGCAGUUGGUAGUGGUGCUGGCCCAACCUGUGUCGCUGUUUAUGAUUUCAACAACGACAGUUAUUUGGACAUCAUCGUUGCUCUUUGCUUUACUGACAGUGUAGGUAUUUUUCUGGGAUAUGGCGAUGGUUCCUUUCUCAACCUGAAGAUCAUUUCUAGUGGUUCUAGCUCGAGACCAGCCUUUGUAACCGCCGGUGAUUUCAAUAAUGACAAUCGAUUAGACAUUGUGGUUGCCAGUAAUGGUACAUACGUCAUAGGUGUUCUUCUUGGAUAUGGCGAUGGAACUUUCGCCAACAUAAUAACCUAUUCAGUUGGCAAUAGUCCUAAUCUACAGUCGAUCGCCGUUGGUGACUUUAAUAGCGAUCAUCUGUUGGAUAUGGCCGUCGCUAAUUGGAAGAAGGGUAACGUUGGUAUUCUUCUGGGAACUGUCACUAUAAUUGGCGUGGAAGACACCACAUGGUUCACUGGAUCAGCUGCACACUCCCAAGGUAUCGAUAUCGAUGAUUUGAACAACGAUAAUCGAUCAGAUGUCGUUGUUGCAAAUUAUGGCAUGCAUAAUAUUGCUAUUAUGUUUGGAUAUUCAAACGGAACUUUUCCUAUGCAAGCGACAUUCUCAACUGGUUCUUUAUCUUUUCCAACCUCUGUUGUUGUGGGAGAUUUAAACAGUGAUAAGCAACCGGACAUCGUCGUCGCCAAUUCUGGUAAUGAUAAUGUAGGUAUACUUUUUGGACAGGGAAAUGGUUCAUUUGAUGCAAUAGAUGUAUAUUCUACUGAUAUUGGUUCGAAACCUCAGUCGAUCGCCAUUGGUGAUUUGAAUGGUGAUGGUCGGCUAGAUAUUGUAGUUGCUAGUUACGGCACUAGAAGUGUAGAUGUGCUUUUGAGAUAUGAUGCAGGUACUUUUGGAAGUAUGGUACCGUAUUCUACUGGCGAGAAUUCUAAUACGGAUGCAAUCACCGUUGCUGAUUUGAACAAUGAUGGUAUAUUGGAUAUCGUAGCUGCCAAUAAGGGCACUGGCAACAUAGGCAUUUUUCUUGGUAAAGGCAAUGCAACAUUUUCAAAUCAAACUACUUUUUCAACUGGCACAGAUUCUAGACCAUUUUCGGUGGCCACUGGUGAUUUCAACAACGAUAAUCGAUUGGAUAUUGCCGUCGCAAACUAUUGGAAUAGCAAUGUUGGUAUCCUUCUUGGACAUGGCAAUGGGAGUUUUUCAAGGCAGAUGACCUAUUCAACUGGUACUGACUCUAAUCCAUCGUCGAUCGCCAUAGGUGAUCUAAACAAUGAUCACCAAUUGGACAUUGUCACCGUCUCCUUUACGACAAAUAAUAUCAUUAUUCUCCUCGGCCGUGGCAAUGGCACCUUUGCAAAUCCAGAAAUGUUGUCAAAUGACAGUUAUUCACAACCCUGGUCGGUUACCGUUGGUGAUUUCAACAACGACAGUCGAUUGGACAUCGCUGUCGCAUAUUACGCUACUGGUAAUAUCCUUAUUCUUAUUGGGCAUGGUGACGGCACAUUUUUACAGUCAAGUAGUUAUUCGACAGGGUAUCACUCUCAGCCAUACUGCAUCAUCACUAAUGGUUUCAACAACGAUAAUCAUUUGGACCUGGCUGUUGCAAACUUUGGAACUAACAAUAUUGGUAUUCUUCUAGGAUAUGGAAACGGUAGCUUUGUAACUCAAAAAACGUAUGCAACAGGCACUGAUUCUGAACCACGUUCGCUUACCAGUGGCGAUUUUAACAACGACGGUUUACUGGAUAUAGUUGUCGGAAAUUUUCUUUCUAACAACAUCGGAAUUUUUGUCGGAUUUAAUGAUGGUACUUUUUUCAGUCAGAUAACAUACUCAACUGGCAGCUACUCUUCACCAAGAUCCGUUGUCACUGGCGACUUUAAUAAUGACGGUAGACUAGAUAUUGCUGUUGCCAAUUAUAAUGGUAACAAUUUAGGGGUCUUUCUUGGCUAUAAUGAUACCAAUUUAUUAAGAGUACCUACCAGUUGA
Molecule: messenger RNA, 3528 nt
Organism: Rotaria sp. Silwood2
Lineage: Eukaryota; Metazoa; Rotifera; Eurotatoria; Philodinida; Philodinidae
Source: the annotation of a GenBank genome assembly